CUCUCUCAUAACUUGCGCCCUCUCUCGCUCUCUGUCGUAACUUGCGCGUUGAGACGGUUCCAGCGCCCCCACCACCCAAAAAAAAAAAGAAAAAAAGUCUUUUAAGUUUUUUUGCCACUGCUCAAAAGUUUGAGAGAGGGAGAGAGAGAGAGGCGAUGGAAAGAAAGGUGGUGGUUGUCUGUGCUGUUGUGGGCUUCCUUGGGCUCCUCUCUGCUGCGCUGUCUUUCGCCGCAGAGGCUACAAGGAUCAAGGCAUCUGAUGUACAAACGCUAGCUCCGGAUGAGUGCAGGUAUCCAAGAAGCCCAGCUUUGUCCCUUGGAUUAGGUGCAGCAGUAGCUCUUAUGAUAGCUCAGGUAAUUAUCAAUACUGUAGCUGGGUGCAUAUGUUGCAAAAGGAACUCACGGCCAUCAGAUAGGAAUUGGUCUGUAGCUUUGGUCUCCUUCGCUGUAUCAUGGAUCACAUUCAUAAUAGCAUUCCUUUUGCUACUAUCUGGUGCUGCACUGAACGACCAAAAGGACGAGCAAAACAUGUACUUGGGUGACUAUUGCUACAUCGUCAAGCCAGGAGUAUUUUCAGGAGGAGCGGUCCUUUCUCUCGCCAGCGUAGCUCUCGGGAUAAUUUAUUAUGUUGCUCUCUCUUCGUCCAAGAACACUGCCGGUCCUCAGCCUUGGGGAACUCAACCGCAAAACCAAGGGAUCGCUCUAGGCCAGCCUCAGAUCCCUCCACGAAGUGAACAACCUGUGUUUGUGCAUGAAGACACUUAUAAUAGGCAGCAAUUUCAAUGAGCAUAAAUCGCAAGUUCUUUUGCCAUGUACAUAGGAACCAUGUUAGCAUUGUAAUCCUUAACUUGAUCUCUGUUGUAACUUAAAAAAGGUUUUUCCAGAGUAUAUGAGAAGGGAGGGCAGUGUGCUUGUUUGUUGUAUCUGAAGAGUUUGAUAGAAGCUUGUGAUUGGUGUGGUUUUGCUUAA
Messenger RNA from Asparagus officinalis (garden asparagus), 968 nucleotides. RefSeq lists its product as uncharacterized. Bases 156 to 785 code for a protein of 209 amino acids. The record is from RefSeq and is a predicted model, not a curated record. The transcript has 3 exons. NCBI's taxonomy places the organism in Eukaryota, Viridiplantae, Streptophyta, Magnoliopsida, Asparagales, Asparagaceae.